Schistosoma rodhaini is the source of this 2593-nucleotide messenger RNA. The record is from the annotation of a GenBank genome assembly. Lineage: Eukaryota; Metazoa; Platyhelminthes; Trematoda; Strigeidida; Schistosomatidae.
AUAUUGAAUAAUUACAGUGCUAACUUUGGGUUGUGUGCGCUACCUUGUUGUGAUAUGGAUUCCUAUGAUGUUAUAACAAACCAACCUGUCGUUAUAGAUAUAGGUACAGGUAUAUUGAAAGCAGGCUUCGCAGGUGAUCAAGUACCAAAGUACCGAUUCCCAAAUUACAUUGGCCGUCCAAAACAUGUUCGAGUUAUGGCAGGUGCUCUUGAAGGUGAUGAUUUUAUUGGUCCUAAAGCAGAAGAACAUCGUGGUUUAUUAAGUAUACGAUAUCCUAUUGAACAUGGUAUUAUUCGUGAUUGGAAUGAUAUGGAACGUAUUUGGGCUUAUAUUUACGGCAAAGAUCAAUUGAUGGUCAAUAGUGAAGAACAUCCAGUUUUAUUGACAGAAGCUCCACAUAAUCCAAAAAGAAAUAGAGAAAAAAUGGCAGAAAUAUUCUUUGAAACUUUUAGUGUCCCUGCGCUUUAUAUUUCAAUGCAAGCGGUAUUAAGUUUAUAUUCCACUGGACGAACUACAGGUGUUGUAUUAGAUUCAGGCGAUGGUGUAACUCAUGCUGUACCUAUCUAUGAAGGUUAUGCACUUCCACAUGCUAUCGAACGUACAGAUUUAGCUGGUCGAGAUGUAACACGUUUUUUACGUUUAUUAUUACGUAAAGAAGGUGCUGAUUUUCAUACAACAUCAGAAUUUGAAAUUGUUCGCCAAAUUAAGGAACGUGCAUGUUUCAUUAGUUUAAAUCCAAGUAAAGUUGAAGCAAUGGAAGCUUUAGCUUCAUAUCCAUUACCAGAUGGUUCUACAUUAGAAAUUGGUCCAGCACGUUUUCGUGCACCAGAAUUAUUAUUUCGACCAGAUUUAAUGGGUCAAGAAUAUUUUGGUAUUCAUCAAGUAUUAGCUUAUGCCAUUCAAAAAUCCGAUAUGGAUUUAAGACGUAUGUUGUAUGAGAAUAUUGUACUUUCAGGCGGUUCGACGCUUUUCAAAGGUUUUGGUGAUCGUCUUGUUUUAGAAUUAAAACGUUUAGCACCAAAAGAUGCACAUUUACGUAUAUCUGCACCACAAGAACGUUUAUAUUCUACAUGGAUUGGUGGUUCUAUUCUAGCUUCAUUAGAUACAUUUAAACGUAUGUGGAUAUCUAAAAGAGAAUAUGAUAGUGAAGGUGCACGUGUUCUACAUCGUAAACUUCUUUAAAAAUCCAUGGAAACAAUUAUUGAUUUCUUCAUUUCAAGUUGGUCAUCUCAAAAGAAAAAAAAAAGAGUUAUAUGUGUUGUGUAUAUUCAUUAAUAUAGGAUCUGUAUUUUCAUUUUAAGCACACGCUCACACACACACACACACCAACAUAUAGUCUUGCUUAUUUUGACCUAUCUACUUUACAAUAACCCUAUUUAUCAUCAUUAUAAUGAUACUUAGUUGUUUGUUUGUAUGUGUGUGUGUGUGUUGGUUUGUUUUGAAAUAAUAUCGGAGUUUUACACUAAAACAAAGAAAUCAUGAAUACCACAUUGGUUUUUGCUGUUGCUUUCCUUAACUACUCUUUAUAUAUGCUUCCAUUUCAAGGAACAAUAUAAGGAAUAUCUUCAUCCAUUGGGUUCCUUUGUUUUUUCUAUACUGUUUUUCUCUAUUAGUCCAUUCAGUUGUGUUUUUUGUUGUUGUUUUCUUUAAAAGGACAACUUCAACAGAGAGAAAGAAAGAAAAAAAAAACACUCUACUCACCCCUGUCUUCUUUCUCUUCUUCUUUGUGUUCUAUUCUACGGGUUAGUUUUCUUUUCUUCAUUUUUUUCCCAUAGAAAAUCUAUAAUUUUUUUUUUUGGUUUUUGUUUCUAUGCUAUAAAAUUGAUUUUUUUUUUCAUGUAUGAAAGAAAAAAAAAUUGUUUUUUAAUUCUAGAAAAAAAUAUUUUAAAAAAAAAUUUCAUUCCAUUUUUUAAAUGUUUAUUCUUUUAUGGUUAUUGGUUCAAUUAUUGACUUACUUCAUUAUUCAAAUGGUUGUUUUUCUCUUUUUUUUAAUUUUUCUUUUUUAAACUUUUCUUUUUUCUCUUUUUUAAAUUUUUUCUUUUUCCUGUUUUUAGAUUUUUCUUUUUUUCUUUUUUCUGUUUUUAGAUUUUUUUUCUCUUUUUUUUUAAUUUUUCUUUUCUCUCUUUUUUAAAAUUUUUAUCUCUCUUCAUUUUCUCUUUUUUUUAAUUUUCUCUCUAAUUUUUCUUUACUUUUUUCUCUUUUUUAAUUUUUCUUUUUUCUCUUUUUUUCCUCGCUCUCUCUAUUUAUGAACGUUUGAAUGGAAGUAUGUAGAUAUAUAUUUAUAUAUAUAUUCUCCGGUGUUAUGUUAUCCCCUUGUUUAUCCUCUUCUGUUCUUCUUCUGGGUUGUUUUUUUUUGUUUCUACCAUAGUAACAAAUGAAUUUCGUCAGUUACUUUGAUUCAAUAAUUCUAAUUUGUAUAUUCAUUAUUAUAUAAUAAUGAUGAUCUGAUCAUUACAUAUCUGUGUUAAUGUCGAAAACAAACAAGCAAAAAAACAAACACAAACAGUUUCCCUUUAAAUAUAUAUUCUCAUUACAUUUUAUUAAUAUAAGUUGUCAAUGUAAUAAAAUAUAUAUAUAUAUGGUUUAAUGAGUA